Molecule: messenger RNA, 2535 nt
Organism: Brassica rapa (field mustard)
Lineage: Eukaryota; Viridiplantae; Streptophyta; Magnoliopsida; Brassicales; Brassicaceae
Source: RefSeq, a predicted model, not a curated record
CCCCGCAAGAAGCCAUCAUCUCUCUCUGUUAUUUCUUGGUCUUAUUCUCAAGCGGCGAGGCGAGAGAGAUUCUCUGCAACUUUCGUCGAUCCCUUCUUCUUCUUCUCUCUCUCUCUCUUGAGCAAAAACUUUUAUCGAAUUUCGUUUAAUUGAGCUACGUAAUCUUGAAUUCUGCAGCGUGUUGGUAUUGCUUCUACUUCACGUUGUUUGUUUGUUCCCUGUCUUUCUUUUUUUUUUUUUUGGCUUUUCAGAGAUAUUUUUCUUUGUUGGGUGUGUUCUUCUUCUUCCCAGAGGAGUUUGAUAGUGAUGAAAUGGUGAGAAGCUCUGGAAUAGAUUAAUGUGUUGAAGAAAUGGGCACAAGAAGCGAUCUGAGAGGCUUUCUUAAACAGAGCCAAAAGGCAGCAGGAGAUGGGAGAUCAUCUUCAUAUCGUCUUCUUAACUCAGGAAGUCGAAAGGAAUGUGAUGAGGUUGUGAAAUACAUGUCCAAGUUGCCGCGUUAUCUCCAAGGAGAAAGUAAUGUUUUGAACGUUGGAGUCUUGGAUUGGUCUCGUCUUGAGAAAUGGCAGAAGCAUGGCCGAGCGAAAGGCGCUGCUGAUACAUGUGAGGAGAGAAGAGUGUCUUCUUCUACUACUUUAGGAACGCUUCCCAAUGCCUCCUCGAUUGGUGACCACCACCAAGUGCAUGCUGGUUCCAAUCUCCGUAAAAAAGUGAAAGCUUCCCGGGAUCUUCAACUCGGAGUUAGUUGCACCUUGGAACCCCCUGAGGCUAGAGAAAGCGGGAAACAAUGUGUUGAUGAGUUAAUUGGAGAGGAAGAGGACAAGACCGUUGUAGGUUCGAAUGUUCAUGACAUUGUUCUCCUGCGAUCGAGACGAAGCACCCUUUCUAAAGUAGCAGCAGCAAGUGAGGCUCUCGACUUUAGCUCUUUAGACUUGGGAUCUCGAGCUCCUCCUCCUCCUUCCUCUCCACUCUCUUUCGACUUUGGGAGAGAUUCUGAAGAUAUCAUGUUGCUGCCUCUUCUUGCUAAAAAGGAACCUUCUCGUGGGACUACAAGGCACUCAAAGACGGCUUCUUCGAGGAUAUUUGACCAACAAGACAAGCUCAGACAUUCUUCACCAAGCAAGCGUUUUAGUUUCAGCCUCGGUCGUCUCAGCAGAAGUUUCACCUUCAGAGAAGAUUCAUCAGCUACUGAGUCUAUGAGAUUUGAUGGUUUAGCUUGUCCAUCUCAUCAGUCAAGUAAUACGGAGGAGGAGAAGCACAACACUCACGCUGGUGGAUCUCGAGUUAGCCCUCUACGAAGGCUUCUUGACCCUUUACUGAAACCCAAAGGCUCAAUUUCUCCCAAUCAAGAUGAAAAGAAGAAGCAGUCGAGAACACGAGCUCUUUUACAGCUAACGAUCAGAAACGGCAUCCCUCUAUUUCAGUUUGUGGUCGAUGAUGACAACCACAACAACAAGAGCAGGAGCAUCCUAGGCGCUACAAUGAAAAGCUCUGCUUCAUCGUACAAAGACGAAGAUUCUGCUAAGUACUGCACAUUCUACUCUGUCAAUGAAGCGAAAAAGAAAAAAAGCGGAAGCUGGCUGAUCCAUGGACACAAAGACAAACAACAACAAGACAGGUUCGUCUACAAUGUCAUCGGUGAAAUGCGGUUGUGCAACUCAGAUAUAACAGAGCUUAAACCGGAAAACAUAUCUUAUGCGACGAGAGAAUCAGUGCUCGUUGAUGAAACAGAGGAGCAAGUAAAAGGGAGGAAAGAGGUUGCAGCCGUGGUGAUCAAGAAAGGAGAAACGACAGUGAUAAUUCCAGGUGGUGUUCACAGUAUCCCGGAGAAAGGAGAACCGACGCCGUUGAUUAGAAGGUGGAGAUCGGGAGGGUGUUGCGACUGCGGUGGCUGGGAUGUCGGAUGUAAACUCCAUGUCCUCUCCAACAAUAAUACACUCUUCCUCCAUGGUUUUGACCAAACCUUCACACUUUUCGAUCAGGAAGAAAGUGAUAAAACUUCAGGUCCGGUCUUGGCGAUGAGGGAGCUCAAGACAGGGAUGUAUAGGGUGGAGUUUGGUUCGUUUCUUUCGCAUCUACAAGCGUUUUUUGUGUGCGUAACGGCUUUAACGUGUGCCUCCGAGGAGGAAACGGUGUCAAAGACCACCGCAAAAAAUUCCUCGCCGUUUGCUCCGCCUCUAUCUCCUGUUGGUAGAGCCUAAAUACCCCCCCCCCCCCCCCCCCCCCCCCCCCCACAAACUUGGGGACAGAGAGAGAGAGAGAGAGUGUAGAGUUUUUUUUUUUUUUUUUUUUUGUCACAGAGAGUAUGCCAUACAUAUUGUCUUGGUAUCGGGUCGAUACUAUACAGUCAGUGGGAUGAAAUGUAAGAUGUUUAGCCUCUCGGCAUUCAUAGUCAUAGAAGCAUUUGAUCUGUGACCAGUUCACUUCCAUUGAUUCAUGCUCUCGUCUUUUUCAAACAACACAAAAGAAGAAUGAAAAGAAAAAGAAAAAAAUACCACCUGUACUUCUUAACGAGCGUCCCAUUAACUACUAAUACUA